Molecule: messenger RNA, 1078 nt
Organism: Lemur catta (Ring-tailed lemur)
Lineage: Eukaryota; Metazoa; Chordata; Mammalia; Primates; Lemuridae
Gene: DHDH
Product: dihydrodiol dehydrogenase
Exons: 7
Coding region: 36-1040 (334 amino acids)
Biological process (GO): D-xylose catabolic process
Molecular function (GO): D-xylose 1-dehydrogenase (NADP+) activity; nucleotide binding
Source: RefSeq, a predicted model, not a curated record
AGAGUUCAAAGGUCUGGGGACUCCUGGUGGUGGCGAUGGCGCUCCGCUGGGGCAUCGUGUCGGCCGGCCUCAUCUCCAGCGACUUCACGGCCGUGCUGCGGACGCUGCCCAGCUCCGAGCACCAGGUGGUGGCGGUGGCGGCCCGCGACCUGAGCCGGGCGAAGGAGUUUGCACGGAAAUACGACAUCCCCAAGGCUUACGGCUCCUAUGAGGAGCUGGCCAAGGACCCCAACGUGGAGGUGGCCUACAUUGGCGCUCAGCACCCCCAGCACAAGGCGGCCGUGCUGCUGUGCCUGGCAGCCGGCAAAGCCGUCCUGUGCGAGAAGCCCAUGGGUGUGAACAAGGCGGAAGUUCGUGAGAUGGUUGCCGAGGCCAGAACCCGAGGCCUCUUCCUUAUGGAGGCCAUCUGGACACGCUUUUUUCCUGCUUCAGAGACUCUGAGGUCUGUUUUGGCCCAGGGAACUCUGGGGGAUCUCCGGGUGGCUCGGGUAGAAUUUGGGAGUAACUUAAGCCAUGUACCCCGGGUCACAGACUGGGCCCAGGCUGGUGGUGGCCUGCUGGACCUUGGCAUCUACUGUGUGCAGUUCAUCUCCAUGGUCUUUGGUGGGCAGAAGCCAGAGAAGAUUUCAGCCAUAGGAAGGCACCAUGAAACAGGUGUGGACGACACUGUCACUGUGCUAAUGCAGUACCCAGGAGGGCUCCACGGCAGCUUCACCUGCAGCAUCACCGCGCAGCUCUCCAACACUGCCUUAGUGAGCGGUACCAAGGGCAUGGCCCAGAUCCUUUCCCCCUGCUGGUGCCCAACAGAGCUGGUGGUGCAGGGGGAGCAUAAGGAGUUCCCGCUGCCCCCAGACCCGAAGGAGUGCAAUUACACAAACGGAGCAGGCAUGUGUUAUGAGGCCAAGCAUGUCCGGGAGUGUUUGCGCAAGGGCUUGAAGGAAAGUCCUGUGAUUCCCCUGGCAGAAAGUGAGCUCCUGGCUGACAUCCUUGAGGAGAUCAGGAAGGCCAUUGGAGUCACCUUCCCCCAAGACAAACUCUGAUGUACACCCUGAAUAAAUAAAAACAUGGUUUCUAUACA